Acaulospora colombiana is the source of this 585-nucleotide messenger RNA. The record is from the annotation of a GenBank genome assembly. Lineage: Eukaryota; Fungi; Glomeromycota; Glomeromycetes; Diversisporales; Acaulosporaceae.
UCAGAAAAGGAAUUUCGAGUCUCCUCAGUGUACUCUGGCCAUCACCUAUCUCGUCGCCGACCGUAACUGGGCCUUUGAACCUUGGUCUGCACUAUUUAAUCACGCUUCAAAACAGCGCAUUCAAUAUAUGGCUGUGUGUAAUAUUGCAACACCACCAUCCCAAGGGCUCACUCGUAAGGAAGGGAUCAAAACACGAUCCCCUCUGGUCAAGCACCAUCUUGCAGGCCAGGAGGCUAAAGUAAGGACGACACAGGGUAGAGCUCUACUUGCAGACUAUAUGACGCUUAUUGCAAGCCUUGAUUUCGGGAGGAAGAUUGUUGUAAAGAAACUUUUGGCAGGGUCCAAGCGCUCCUUGUUGAUGAUGCGAACAUUGGUGCAAUUACAAAGACAGCUGCUUAAACAUGGUGAGAAUCUAGUAGAUAAUAUUAGCUGUCGGGCCUGCGAGGGGUCCAGAAACACACGACAUCCAGAUUCGGGUUUUAUACAACCUGUGAAAAAAAAUUCAGGUCUUCACUAUGUAACAAGGCUCGAAUCCCUUUCUGACGCACCGGAAGAGCUCCCUCACGAGAUCUCGGAAAUCUAUAC